Molecule: messenger RNA, 2309 nt
Organism: Carcharodon carcharias (great white shark)
Lineage: Eukaryota; Metazoa; Chordata; Chondrichthyes; Lamniformes; Lamnidae
Gene: prrx1b
Product: paired related homeobox 1b
Exons: 6
Coding region: 1315-1989 (224 amino acids)
Biological process (GO): regulation of DNA-templated transcription
Molecular function (GO): DNA-binding transcription factor activity, RNA polymerase II-specific; DNA binding
Source: RefSeq, a predicted model, not a curated record
UCCUGCCAUUUCCACACAUGGGCUCCCUUCACUCCUGUUGAGUGCUGUUUCUGAAGCCUCACGCAAGCUUUGUAAUGAGUGCAGGGCAUUGAAAAAAAUAAUGACUUCAGCCCCAGUGCUAUCAUAUAUUUAGUCAAAUUUUAAUAAAAUGACAAAGAGGUGGACUCCAACUGAACCUUGAAAAUUGUGGGGUUUUUUUGCAAUGCUUUUAAAAACACAAGCGAGUUAUGGAAAGAAAUUGUCAACCAAAAAAUAAGUGCCUUUCCCUGAAAGCUUCGGUGUUUUCCCCCUCCCCCUUCUUAUUCGUGUCUCUCUGAUCGCUGCUGCGUUCUGUACGUCCAGUUAUAAAAGUGAAACAAAAGCAGGGAAAAAGCUCGCCAGGCUGCUUGCAUACAGACAGGCUCCAGUAUAUCGCUCGAAUCCGCUGCGCCCCGCCAAUACCUAGAGACGUCGGAGCCUCGUACACGUUCAAACUCAACGGGUACGGUUUUUAAAAUCUUCAAACAAUUCCGAAAUGAAAGUUAGGGCCAUCGGAUUAGCGUUUUACUCGCCACUUCAUGUUGAUUUGGCGCGGCUUGUGUAGAUGAUAAUUACGUCUUAUUACGAAAUACAAAGGGAUCCGAGAGCAGAUUACAAGAGAGCAAAGGUUUCUUUUGCCCGCUCUAAUCAAAGUGGUGGGAGCGCUGUGAUGGAGAGGGGUCUGUAGAACGUCAGAGGCACAGAACACAGGGGCUUUGCCACGUAAUUACAGGCUUGUAUUAGCAGAAUCUCGUCUCCCUGGGGUCGCCAAUUUUAAUUUAUUCGGCGCAAAACAAUCCCUGGACGGCACUCUGCUGGCUUUUGAAGUGCCAGAAAGGCCUUUUUUCUGCAAGGAGGAGAAGUACUGCACACUUCAGAGUUCCUCCCGCCUCGAGUCUUCCAGCAAAAAACGUUUUUUUUUCCCUCCUGUGUGUGUCUCCUUUUUAAACUAGAGUAAGUUGAGAAACCUCACUCAUACAUCUGCAAAACAUCAUUCUUUCUAAACUGAUGUCACCUAUGUGAGUCAAGGAGAAGGAAGGACAACUUCUCUUCAAGUUCCUCUGAAGUUGGCUAUGUGCUGCUGUUGCAUGGGCGUCGGAACAGCUAUCCACUUUAAGGAAAGUUUACUCAUUUUUUUAAUUGUUUAAAAACGUUUUGAGUUUCCCGGCGUGCGGUCCAAGUGUGUGGAGAUCUAUUUUCUGACAACAUUUGCCUAAACUGGAGACGAAGGGCGCCGCGGCUCGGAGGGUUGCUAGAAUUCGCAUAUAUUCGCAUUAAAAAAGAAAGAUCUAAGCCAUGAGCUCGAGUUAUCCCCAUGUAAUGGACAGACAGACUUCCUCUGUGCCCAGUCGCUUGGAGAACACUAUCACGGCCAACAUGGACAAUUUACAGUCCAAAAAGAAUUUCACGGUGAGUCACCUGCUGGAUCUGGAAGAAGUGGGGGAGAUGAACCUUCAGCAGGCCGACGAAAGUGUGAGUGAGACAGGCAGGAAACUGCUCGAGUCCCCGGCGGUGACCAGCGGCAGUGACACUCCCCAACAAGAAAGUGAUAAAAUAAACACAGAGCAGAAGAAGAAGCGGAAGCAAAGGAGGAACAGGACCACCUUCAACAGCAGCCAGCUGCAGGCCCUGGAGAGAGUCUUCGAGAGGACGCACUAUCCGGACGCCUUCGUACGUGAGGAUCUGGCCAGAAGAGUCAACCUCACCGAAGCUAGGGUCCAGGUUUGGUUUCAAAACAGAAGAGCAAAAUUCCGACGGAACGAGAGAGCCCUGCUGGCCAGUAAAAAUGCCUCUAUUCUCAAAUCAUACAGUGGGGAGGCGGUGGAACAGCCCAUGGCCCCGCGUCCAGCGCCCAGAGCCCAGGAUUACCUGUCCUGGGGAACGACAUCUCCAUAUGGACUCUAUACACUUGAGGAUCAGCCAUACCCUACUGCUAGUCUCUUUGGCCGUACAUCCUAUUGGACUCCAUAAGUCCCAUCCACAAUUCCUCUGUACACAAUGGUGCCAUGGCCACUUACUCCUCCUCUUGUGCUACCACCAACCCAACUCAAGGAAUGAAUAUGGCCAACAGUAUUGCAAACCUUCGUCUCAAGGCCAAAGAAUACAGCUUACAAAGAAAUCAGGUGCCCACCGUAAAUUGAGCGCCCUUCAUGGACUACAGCAACCAGAGGCCUGUCCGUCCAUUCCCUGCAUCCAGACAGCAUCAGCAAAAGGGCUCAAGGAAGGGACAAGAACACAACCUACAACAGCAACCAAAUCCCAAUACAACAGGCGAAUAAAAACAUGGACAC